AUGGAAGGAUCAGGAUCUUACUCUCUUCUGCUUCUCUUUUUGGCCCUUGUCUCAUUGAAAAACUUCAACCUUCUAUGCAGUGCUGCUGAUCCUACAGAUGGUUUCACUCCUGUGCCAUUAACAGAAGCAAAUUUUCAGCUGCAGAAACCAUAUAAUGUAGCGCUAAAUGAGCGAUAUAUUUAUGAAAAUGGAAUUCGCCAUAUGUGGGUCUAUGCUACUGAUAAGCCACAUGACCCUAGUAGUCAGACCCAACCAAGAACUGAAGUUCGCAUUACAGGUCUUGACUAUUCAUCAGGAGUGUGGCAAUUUGAAGGCUUUGGUUUUGUGCCAAAUGGAACAUCAGGUGUGACAGUAGCACAGAUACACGGUGCCUCUCAUGGAGCCACCACUUUGAUACUAAGGAUCUACGAUGGCAACAUGAGGUACUAUAGUGGAGACUUGGUGGCUACUGAUCUUUAUGACAGGUGGUUCAGGCUGAAUAUAAUCCAUGAUGUGGAUGGAGGAAGGGUGACUGUGUUCAUUGAUGGUGAAGAAAAAUAUUCAACCAAAGAUCAAGGGCCUGGAGACCUGUAUUUCAAAUGUGGAGUUUAUGCUGCACCUCGUAAUAUAAGCUAUUACAUGGAAUCAAGGUGGAGAGACAUCAAAAUAUAUAAGAAGUGA
This is a messenger RNA of Dovyalis caffra, 660 nucleotides long. The record is from the annotation of a GenBank genome assembly. Lineage: Eukaryota; Viridiplantae; Streptophyta; Magnoliopsida; Malpighiales; Salicaceae.